CACCAAAAACCUCCCCAUCCCUCUCUCGUCAACCUCAUCCCCUUCUCAAUUCUCCCCCAAACGGGGUAUUAAAAAAAAAAACCCUAAUUCUCAAAAUUGAACCAAGUACCGGCCUCAAUCCCUGAAUCCUUCGCCCUGAACGAGAGAGGAUGGGGAAGAACCAAGCGUACAAAGCGAUGCAGAGGUCGAGGCUGGGCUCGGCCGCCGGCGGGCCUGAGGAGAUCGAGGACGGAAUGACGGAUGGUUCAUUUCAUUCACCAGAGUGGCAUGCUGCUCGUUUGGCCAGCCUUAACACUUCUCACACUAUAACUUGGGAAGAAUACAAGAAGAAGCAGAAGGAAGACGAGCUCAAAAGAGGUGAGAUGGAGGCUGACAAGGAUAAAAUGAUGAGAGAAUACAGGGCCCAGCUUGAUGCUGAAAGAGCACGCAAGCUCUCUCUUGGAAGAAACCACUCCAGCAGCAAGUCACAUAGCAAGAAAGAGAGGAAGGAUAAAGACACGAAGAAACGGAGCAGCAGAAAGAGAAAGCACAGACAGAGAUCACAUGAAUCCAGUUCAUCUUGUUCAUCAUCAGAAUCUUCUAGCAGCAGCGAUGAUGAAAGGGAAUCAAAAAGGUCAAGAUCGAAGUCAAGAUCAAAGAAAUCUUCUAGCAGCAGCGACAAUGAGAAGGAAUCGAAAAGGUCAAGGUCAAAGUCGAGAUCGAAAAAAUCAAAGAAGGAAAGAAAGCACAGGUCACGAGCCAAGCACUCCAGCAGUGACGGUGAUAGUGAUGGUCCCUUGCCACUCUCCAGAUUCUUUGGCGCUGUAAAGAGCUGAAGCACCUCUCUUCUAUAUUGUAGCGUCUACCUGUGAGUUCAU
Molecule: messenger RNA, 857 nt
Organism: Asparagus officinalis (garden asparagus)
Lineage: Eukaryota; Viridiplantae; Streptophyta; Magnoliopsida; Asparagales; Asparagaceae
Product: protein FAM133A-like
Exons: 5
Coding region: 150-815 (221 amino acids)
Source: RefSeq, a predicted model, not a curated record